Messenger RNA from Alternaria alternata, 997 nucleotides. Its product is annotated as rheb small monomeric GTPase RhbA. Gene Ontology annotation, cellular component: plasma membrane. Gene Ontology annotation, biological process: small GTPase-mediated signal transduction. Bases 1 to 561 code for a protein of 186 amino acids. Lineage: Eukaryota; Fungi; Ascomycota; Dothideomycetes; Pleosporales; Pleosporaceae. The transcript has 5 exons. Gene Ontology annotation, molecular function: GTPase activity; GDP binding; GTP binding. The record is from RefSeq and is a predicted model, not a curated record.
AUGUGCACUGUUCGGCAGAGAAAGGUGGCCAUUGUUGGCAGCAGAGCCGUCGGCAAGUCGAGUAUGACAGUGCAAUUUGUCGAUGGGCACUUUGUCGACAGCUACUACCCGACUAUCGAGAAUACUUUUAGCAAGAUGAUCAAGUACAAGAACCAGGACUAUGCGACUGAGAUUAUCGAUACGGCUGGCCAGGAUGAAUACAGUAUACUCAACUCGAAGCACUUUAUUGGCAUUCAUGGAUACAUGAUUGUCUACUCGGUCGCUUCCAAGCAGAGCUUCGAGAUGGCGCGCAUCAUUCGCGAUAAGAUCUUGAAUCACCUGGCUGUCGAGUGGGUUCCCCUCGUUAUUGUAGGCAACAAGUCUGAUCUGCGCCCCGAACAACGCCAAGUUACGUCCGAAGACGGUCGCGCCCUCGCCGCAGAGUUCAAAUGUGCCUGGACCGAAGCCAGCGCGCGCUACAACGAGAACGUACAAAAGGCCUUCGAGCUCAUAAUUGCCGAGGUGGAGCGGUCUCAGAAUCCUGGUGAGCCCGCUGGCGGCAGCAAGUGUACGGUCAUGUAAUUGCAAGAUUCUUGACUGAUAUGAGUGCUUCUACCAAGGCGUCAGCGUGGACAAGUACCCAGCCCUCCAGCAGGAGCGCAAGGACAAGGAGAAGAAGCGGUGGAGCAGCUCACACUUCUUGAAGCAUCCGUUUGAUCAUCUGAUCAAUAUGCUUAAGAAGACGUCUACGGGCGGGUAAGAGGAGGUGUACUUUCAUCUGGUUUGGUGUAGAUGGCAUAGACAGUGGCUGAUUUUUUCCGAACGACAUCUCAUUAACGGGUCGUGGUUCUCGCCUAUCCAUGCGGAAGGCAUUAGUAUGUACUGGCGUAAUGGUGUAAGCGGCGGUGUAACGGCGUCAUAUCUGGUAUUCUGGGGUUCAAUUACGAUGUUUCACGGCUGUAGUACUACGUAUCACCUUAUGUUACUUUCAACAAUAGACGACAUACGUUGGUGUACG